GCGGCGUCCGUACCGUUAGUUUGAAUAUUUGGCGCGUCCACGCUGCGUGCUUGAGUUUGUUGUGACGGCGAAGAUUGAAGAAACUGACAGGAUGGCCUCCUCCUCCUCCAGCACCGAUGAAGGAGCCUUCAAAACGCCUAAGAGUGUCCGAGUGAGGAGCUCCGGCAGCAGCGGGGCGGGGACGCCCAUCACCAUCCCCGCCUCGCCCUUCAUGAAGAAGCUGGGCUGCGGGACCGGGGUCAGCGUUUACCUCAUGAGCAGAAUGGAAAAGCUAAAUGCGUCACCGUGGGCCGUAAAGAAGAUCAACACCAAAUGUGCAUCCAAACAGAUGGCCGUUUUCCAGAAGCGUCUUAAUGAAGAGGCGGAAAUCCUGAAAGGAAUCAGUCACCCAAACAUUGUUGGUUUCCGUGCCUUCGCCACAGCGAACGAUGGUUCCAAGUGUCUGGCGAUGGAAUACGGAGGAGAGCAGUCCCUCAAUGACCUCAUAGAGGAGAGGAAGAACGGCGGUCUGGGAGCUUUUCCUGCUGCUCACAUAGAGAAAGUGGCGCUGCAUGUUGCUCGUGGCCUGCAGUAUCUUCACAAUGAGAAGAAGCUGCUCCACGGUGACAUGAAGUCCUGUAAUGUGGUCAUCAAAGGUGACUUUGAGACUGUGAAGAUCUGUGACGUUGGAGUUUCUCUGGAGCUCGAUGAAAACAUGAGAGUGUCUGACCCAGACGCCGAUUACAUCGGCACAGAGCCGUGGAAUCCGAAGGAAGCUUUCGAAGGAGAGGACGGAGAGAGAGGAGAGAUCACCGACAAGGCGGACAUCUUUGCGUACGGUCUGACUUUGUGGGAGAUGAUGACUCUGGCCAUGCCUCACCUGGACAUCUCGGAGGGGGACGAUGAUGAUGAUGAUGAAGAGGAUUCAAUGGAGGAGAGUUUUGACGAGGAUGCCUACUAUGAGCGUCUGGGGACGCGGCCGGUUCUGGACGCUGAAGCUCUGGGAAGUUCGUACCGGAGGGCGGUGGAGCUCUUCUAUCUCUGCACGGAGGAAGAGCCCAAGAAGAGACCGUCAGCAGCUCAGAUCGUGCAGGCGUUGGAGAGCAACGCCCCGCUGGAUAAGCCAUCCUGCGAUGUGAUUGUUAUCGACUGAGUUAUUCCUUUGUGCAUUUUCACUUUAGGAAUGUUUUACAGUAUUUAGUCUGCAAAAUAUAAAACAUUAAGUAAAUCAUUAUUUAUAUUCAAAUUUGCAGAAAUGACCCAAAUCCAAUGACGGUUCGAGUUUCACAAACUGAAACUAAACUUCAAGAAAUGUUCAGGUUUAGCUUCCGUGGAAAAACUCAUUUAUUGGUUAAAUUCUUCUCAGUUUGUUUGUCUCUAUUAUAUAUUCUUCCCACUAUAAUUGUUUUUUUUACUCGUUUGUAAAAUGUUCUUGUCUUGUAGUUUGUAUUUUCAACCCUGCAACUGUAAACCUUUUUUCCAGAUAUGAAAUUAAUGAUUGAGACAAAACUAUUUCUAAAGUCAAAAUUAAAGUCUU
Messenger RNA from Cololabis saira (Pacific saury), 1516 nucleotides. RefSeq names its product PDZ binding kinase (gene pbk). Bases 92 to 1132 code for a protein of 346 amino acids. The record is from RefSeq and is a predicted model, not a curated record. Gene Ontology annotation, molecular function: ATP binding; protein serine/threonine kinase activity. Gene Ontology annotation, biological process: protein phosphorylation. The transcript is spliced from 7 exons. NCBI's taxonomy places the organism in Eukaryota, Metazoa, Chordata, Actinopteri, Beloniformes, Belonidae.